This is a messenger RNA of Tricharina praecox, 610 nucleotides long. RefSeq lists its product as uncharacterized. The record is from RefSeq and is a predicted model, not a curated record. Lineage: Eukaryota; Fungi; Ascomycota; Pezizomycetes; Pezizales; Pyronemataceae. The coding region runs from base 208 to 513 and encodes 101 amino acids. The transcript has a single exon.
GUGCGACCGGGCAUCGACGAGAAGAAGAAAGAAAAAAAGAAAAGAAAAUAAAAAAAAGCAAUGCGAUCAUAUGUCCGCACGCAGGUCUGGACCCAGGCCGAGAGUUGUGAUUGAGUGAGUGGGUACCUGGGUCAUCCUUAGUUAGGUCCUGCCAAAUCCAGGUGGCUUGCUGGUGGAGUCGAGUAGGUUGACUUCCAUGAAUGAACGAUGUCUCGGUGCGCAAAGUUACUUGGGGGAUGUAUGAUAUUCUUUCGGUGUCUCAUUGGUGGCUGCGAGCUGAGGGUACUACCGGGCUCUUGCUUGCUUCGUCGUUCCGUCGUGUACCCACCGGGAGUGAGUGAGUGGGUGUGGAGGAUCUUCGUGUUGGUCCCUCAUGCGACUGCGUGGAGCUGCUGCCGGGUGGUGGUGUACUCCGAAGAUCCGGAUGUUCCUGAUGCAGCUGAGCACCACCAUGGUUCUCUGUUUUUUUUCCUUUUCUUUCUUCUGGACAGAGUGAUGAUGAUGCAGCUGUGAGUAGCGACAAGCAAGUAUGUGGUAGCUAAUAAGGCGGGUCUACCCAACAUAGCGUACCUGUCGGCAAAUUCCCAUGAACCAGAACUCUCCGUGUCGU